UAGAUAUGUAUAUUUGAAUAUAUAUGGGCUGGUGUGAGCCCUUUGACUCUCAGCAGUUUCAAACGCCAUGGCUUGAAAGAGGCAGUCUGUAUUGAAGUGGUCGCUUCCUCUAAUUCAGUUUCAGUAGUUCAAUCAUGUGUCUUUAGUCUAUUAGCCCAAAGCCGUCAAGCAUCAAACAGGAGCGUUCACUCAACCAGACAGCACUCCCUGAGGAACCAUGGGACAGAACGAAGACUAUUACUAUUCUUAUUACAACGAAUCCUAUACUGACUACCCAGAACAAACCCACACUGACUCGGAGCCCUGUAAACUAGACAGCACCUGGAGAAUCAACCAGUCCUUCAUGCCGGCUGUCUACUCCAUGAUCUUCCUGCUAGGGCUUCUGGGAAACCUCCUGGUGCUGGCGGUGGUCUCUCGCUACAAGCGGCGUGCGUUCUCCCUGACGGACACCUUCCUGGUUCACCUCGCCGUGGCAGACCUCCUGCUGGUCGUCACCCUGCCUUUCUACGCCGUCCAGUACACCAGCGGCUGGAUCUUCGGCUCCGUGGCGUGCAAAAUCACCGGCUGGAUCUUCUCCGUGAAUUUAUACAGCACCGUUCUCCUCCUGGCCUGCAUCAGUUUCGACCGCUACUUGGCCAUCGUCCACGUGGUCCAGCUCUCCUGGAGACAGAACUCGUGGUACGCCCACGUGGCCUGCGCCGUCAUCUGGGCGGUCUGCUCGGGCCUCUCCGUGGUCGAUUUCUAUUUCCACCGGGUCCUGAAGCUCAAGCAGCUGGGCGGGGCCAGCGUCUGCAUGAACGACUUCGACUCCCAGAGCGCCGACCACUGGAAAGCGCUGCUGCACAUGCUCAACCUCGUCCUCGGGUUCGCUCUGCCCCUCCUCGUCAUGCUCUAUUGUUACAUCAUGAUCUUCCGCUCUCUGUGCCACACCCCCCGCUUGCAGAAGCAGAAAUCCCUCAAGGUGAUCGUCUCCAUCGUGGUGGCCUUCAUUCUCUGCUGGGCGCCCUACAACGCUUUGCAAUUGGUCGAAGGCUUGGUGAGAGUGGAGGCGAUUGGCCGAGGGUGCGCGCUGGAGAAGGCCCUGGAUGUUGGGAUUUUGGUGACCCAGAGCUUGGGGCUGGCGCACUGCUGCCUCAACCCGCUGCUGUACGCGUUCGUGGGCGUGAAGUUCAGGAAGGAGCUGGCACGGUUGUUUAAGAGCUUAGGGGAACUGUGUCGCCGUGGCCAAAGGUUCAACUCCAGGAACGGGAGCAGCAGCAGUUGCAGCAGGCUACACAGAUCCACAAAAAAUACCAGCUCAAGAAACUUCAGCUCAGACAGCGAGACUUCCACCACUGCUUACUCCGUGAUGUUCUGAAGCCUGGUGGCCCAACGACCUCCAUACCAUUCUAGACCACAGGCCAACAUACAGCAGUGUGCAAAUGUAUUAGAGCACCUCAAGAUUUGUCAUUGAUCUCCUUUAUAGACCCGCCUGCAUGAAAACCUCAGAGUGUGAGAAUUUCAAUUUCCGCUAUUAGUGAUAGAGAAACAACAGGCUCUCAGAUGUGUGAAAAUGUUAGACCGCUUUGUGCUUUAAUUAAUUAGACCUCUUAAACAACUUCUAUAAAGUAUCAUUCUUUUUUUAUCAUUUGUGGUCGUGUGUUCCUUUUCUCUUACUCUUAAAUGAAUUGCAUGGGUGGCCUAUUGAAGUCAUCAAUUAAAUUAGAUCAUCACUAAUUUGCCUAUUUGGACAAUUUCCCCAGAUUUUCAGUUCCCGUGGUUUGACUUCACACACACAGGAAAUAAAAACUACAGAAGCAAUGGGGUGCUCUAAUACGUGUACACACUGCUGUAGGUUUAAGUCAUCAGGCGUUUGAGGAUCCAUUUAUAUAUAAGUAUGGGGCUCUGAUUUUUGGGUUAGAUAAUGCCCGUUUCUACCCCCGCUGGAUUUUUUAAAGGUUAAGUGUGAUUUGACCUGUAAACGGUGUCACAAAUUGAGUUGCAAACCUAACAGAUUUCUCCUUUAAGUUAUGUAGCUAUUCUCACACCCGGCCAUAGCAGCCUUCUCUUUCUGAUUUAAAAAGCACGCUAUUCUGCAUUGCUUUCUAUUGAUUUUCGAUUUCUUAAGAGGGUCAGCAUAGUUUUUGUUGAGACAUUAAAAAGGUAGGAAAAGGCGAAAAACGCUUACCCUUUAAGAAAACUGUCCCGUUUACCUCUUCCAAAUCUUAGCUUUUAAAAAAGAGUUUCUAAAGAAACCCGCAAUGGAGAAGUGAGAUGUUGAAAUACAUAUUUCCUGUGGAGGUAUCGUUAAAAAUAUGCAUUCGAAAAACUGACCAUCUGUUUUUCAGUUUCCAGAAUACAGUUUACAUGGUCUUGCUUCAUCGUUCAUCUUAACAAAGAGACCAUUGUUUACAUGUUAUUUUUUCUUAGUGUUUUGGAGAUGUGUUUGUGUUCUACAUCAAUGACAAACUGAAUCUAUUUAGCCUGGAACAAGGAACUUGAUUGAAGUCUGUAAAAUUUAAAUGUAUUAACUCGUUAUUAUGCAGACGCUUUUAUCCAAAGAGACUCGCAGAGAAGAGGGGGUGAACUAUGCAUCAUCAACAACUGCUGCUGCUGCUGCUGCAGAGUCACUUCCUUGUUUGUUUUCGGUGUUGACAAAUCAUAGUUAGGGCUGAAUUUGCGAAAUUAAAAUGUAUUAAAACUGAGCACUCUCUUUAACUUCGUGUGUACCAGCUGUCGGGUUAUAUCAUGCUGUAUUUUGAGGUUUUUUUUGUCAGAUCUGUCUAGCAGGUGAAGGUACAGGACUGAAAAUGUAUUAUUUUCUUGAAUACAAUCACGAAAUCAUUAAAGUACGGAAUUUACUUGAAACUGAAUGCUUAUGGAAAUACAUUUUUAAAAUCCAAUGAAAUCACUUUUUUUUUU
Molecule: messenger RNA, 2901 nt
Organism: Acipenser ruthenus (sterlet)
Lineage: Eukaryota; Metazoa; Chordata; Actinopteri; Acipenseriformes; Acipenseridae
Product: C-X-C chemokine receptor type 3-2
Exons: 2
Coding region: 218-1357 (379 amino acids)
Biological process (GO): chemotaxis; immune response; G protein-coupled receptor signaling pathway
Cellular component (GO): membrane
Molecular function (GO): chemokine receptor activity
Source: RefSeq, a predicted model, not a curated record